AUCUGCGAAUUGUUUAGACAGAGAGAUAGAGAGGGAGAGAAACGCCUAAGGAAAAUGGCCAACAGUCACACCGAUGACUUAGACGAGCUUCUCGAUAGUGCAUUGGAUGAUUUCAAAGAUCUCAAUCUUUCUCAAAGAAAUCAAAGGGAAGCGCAAGAGGAGGAGAAGAAGAAGAAAGAAGAGACGGUUCUAUUACCGAGUGGAGUUCAAGGUCUUGGAAUGGGAUUACCAGAUAUGAGAAACAAGAAGAAAGGAAAACAAAAGGUUUCGAAAGAGGAUCAUGUUGCUGAAGCUCUUGAUAAGCUUAGGGAACAAACUAGGGAAACUGUCAAAGGAUUGGAAUCCAUUUCUUCUAAGCAGCUGCCAGCUUCUGAUGAUGAUGGAAUGGUUGAGGAUAUUCUCAAGCAAUUCGAGGAUCUUACUGGAUCCAAGGACUUGGAAUCAAUAGUCGAAACGAUGAUGCAACAGCUAUUGUCGAAGGAUAUUCUCCACGAGCCAAUGAAGGAGCUUGGUGCAAGAUAUCCAAAAUGGCUAAAAGAGAAUGAAGCCAGUCUAAGCAAAGAAGACUACAAACGUUAUUCACAACAGUACAAACUAAUAGAAGAACUCAAUGCGGUGUACGAGAAUGAACCGAACAAUUCAUCUAAGAUAAUGGAGAUCAUGCAGAAGAUGCAAGAAUGUGGACAACCCCCAAGUGAUAUAGUUAAAGAGAUCGAUCCCGGGUUUGAUUUCGCAAGUCUAGGCCAAAUUAUGGACCAUCAAGUGUCUCUGCCACAAUCUACCACCACUGGUCUCUCUUUCAAGGUGCAUCGCCAGCAGCCGGAGCUAAUCACUCCGGCUAAACCAACGCCACGAGAGCUCAAGCCUCUCUCCGACAUAGAUGACCAACAAGGACUAAGAUUUCAAAUUCCAGUUAUAUUUUUCUAUAGACCUAACCUUUCAAGUGAUCUUGAUCCGGUCCAAGUGAUAAAGAAAGCCCUCGCCGAUGCACUGGUUUACUACUAUCCGUUCGCUGGUAGGCUCCGGGAACUUUCAAACCGGAAACUCGCGGUGGAUUGCACCGGUGAAGGCGUUUUGUUCAUCGAGGCUGAAGCUGACGUGUCGCUUGCUGAGUUGGAGGAGGCUGGUGCUCUUCUUCCCCCGUUCCCUUGCCUAGAAGAACUUCUCUUUGAUGUGGAAGGCUCUAGUGAUGUCCUUAACACUCCUCUCCUUCUCGUCCAGGUCACGCGCUUGAAAUGCUGCGGAUUUAUCUUUGCCCUCCGCUUCAACCAUACCAUGACCGAUGGAGCCGGCCUCUCGCUCUUUCUGAAAUCACUAUGCGAGAUGGCGUGUGGGCUUCACGCACCCUCGGUUCCACCAGUAUGGGACCGACACUUGUUGACUGUGAGUGCUUCGGAGGCGCUUGUGACUCACACACACCGUGAGUAUGAAGAACAGGUGGCCAUCGAUGUGGUCGCCACUGGAGACCCUUUGGUUAGCCGGUCUUUCUUUUUCAGGGCGGAAGAGAUUUCCGCCAUACGGAAACUCCUUCCGUCCGAUCUCCGCAAUACCUCAUUUGAAGCCUUGUCGUCAUUUUUGUGGCGUUGUCGAACAAUUGCGUUGAAUCCUGACCCCAACACUGAGAUGCGACUAACUUGCAUCAUCAACUCGCGUUCCAAGCUUAGCAACCCACCGCUAUCGCCGGGAUACUACGGAAAUGUGUUUGUCAUUCCCGCGGCAAUAGCGACAGCAAGAGAUCUUAUGGAGAAACCGCUUGAGUUUGCUUUGAGGUUGAUACAAGAAACGAAGUCAAGUGUGACCGAGAACUAUGUCCGCUCAGUGACGGCCCUAAUGGCGACUAGAGGCCGGCCUAUGUUUGUGACAGCGGGGAACUACAUAAUAUCGGAUUUGAGACAUUUUGAUUUAGGAAAAGUUGACUUUGGACCGUGGGGUAAGCCAGUGUACGGUGGAACCGCUAAGGCCGGUAUCGCGCUUUUUCCAGGAGUGAGCUUCUACGUGCCGUUUAAGAAUAAAAAAGGUGAGACGGGUACCGUUGUGGCGAUUAGCUUGCCGGUGCGGGCAAUGGAGAGGUUCGUAGCAGAGCUAAAUGGAGUGCUAAACGUUUUUAUGUCUUCGCUCUAAGAGCUUAGUCGAUACGUUAUUAGUAAUGUAGUAAAUAUUUCCUAUCUUU
Molecule: messenger RNA, 2170 nt
Organism: Arabidopsis arenosa
Lineage: Eukaryota; Viridiplantae; Streptophyta; Magnoliopsida; Brassicales; Brassicaceae
Source: the annotation of a GenBank genome assembly